AUGAAUUCGGGACGGAUUGUCUACCACAGAAAUUCACGUGAACAACCGAAUAUGAAUUAUAAUAAGAGGAAAACAGAAACUAUAAAUGUCACUGGAACUCCAGCGGAGAAUCAGAGCAAUUAUCAUGAUAAUCUGCCAGAUCCGGAGCUUUUAGAUCAUUACGACAACUUCUAUCAUACAACUAAAAGUUUGCUGGUGCUUUUUCAGAUAAUGGGAAUUAUGCCCAUAGAGAGAGAACCUGGUAAAACUAUUUAUAGAUGGACAUCGGCAACAAAUAUGUGGGCGUAUUUCAUUUUUGGAGUUGAAACUAUAUUUGUGAGUAUCGUUUUUCGGGAGCGACUCAAGUUGGUACUGUUACCAGGGAAACGUUUCGAUGAAUACAUUUACGCCAUCAUUUUUUUGAGUAUUUUGAUACCACAUUUCCUAUUACCGAUCGGAGCUUGGACUAACGGGCAUGAGGUAGCCAAAUUUAAAAAUAUGUGGACCAAAUUUCAAUAUAAAUAUUUCACAGUUACGAGAUCCCCGAUAAUAUUUAACAACCUCACCCUAAUCACGUACAGUUUAUGCGUUAUAUCAUGGUUGGUGGGUAUUUUGAUAAUGUUGGCUCAAUUCUAUCUGCAACCGGAUAUGUUGCUGUGGCACACUUUCGCUUAUUACCACAUACUAGCCAUGUUGAACGGACUUUGUUCCUUGUGGUUCAUCAAUUGCACCGCCAAAGGCAGAGCCGCUGGUUGGCUAUCGGAAAAUUUACACAACGCGUUGCAAAGUUCAGAUCCCGCCAGCAGAUUGGGAGAAUAUAGAGACUUAUGGGUGGAUUUAUCGCAUAUGAUGCAGCAAUUGGGUAAAGCCUACAGCGGUAUGUACGCAGUUUACUGUAUUCUGAUACUUCUUACUACAGUUGUAGCAGCGUACGGUUGCCUCACCGAAAUUCUAGACCACGGAUUAUCCACGAAAGAAGCCGGACUGUUUUUGAUAGCCUUUUAUUGCAUGACUUUGUUAUAUAUUAUAUGUAACGAAGCCCAUCAACUUACUCACAAAAUGGGGUCUGAGUUUAGAGAGAGAUUACUAAACGUCAAUUUAGGGGCCGUGGACCAGAAAACACGCCAAGAAGUAAACAUGUUUCUAACAGCUAUCGACAAGAAUCCUCCUGUAAUGAAUCUAAACGGUUACGCUAAUGUCAACAGGAAACUUAUUACAUCGGCCGUAACAUCAAUGGCUACUUAUUUAGUGAUGCUCAUGCAAUUUCGUUUGUCAUUGAUGCGAAACGCCGCUAUUGCAACAAGAAGAAUCAUUUCGCAAAAUGUGACCUCUCCAUCGGAAGUGAGUUCUUAAUAACCUAAAAAUGUCACGUCACC
Diorhabda carinulata is the source of this 1355-nucleotide messenger RNA. RefSeq names its product gustatory and odorant receptor 22-like. Gene Ontology annotation, cellular component: neuronal cell body; membrane; dendrite. NCBI's taxonomy places the organism in Eukaryota, Metazoa, Arthropoda, Insecta, Coleoptera, Chrysomelidae. The transcript is spliced from 6 exons. The record is from RefSeq and is a predicted model, not a curated record. Gene Ontology annotation, biological process: sensory perception of taste. Bases 1 to 1332 code for a protein of 443 amino acids.